Ruditapes philippinarum (Manila clam) is the source of this 2686-nucleotide messenger RNA. RefSeq names its product pre-rRNA-processing protein TSR1 homolog. The record is from RefSeq and is a predicted model, not a curated record. The transcript is spliced from 20 exons. Gene Ontology annotation, biological process: maturation of SSU-rRNA from tricistronic rRNA transcript (SSU-rRNA, 5.8S rRNA, LSU-rRNA); ribosome biogenesis; protein import into nucleus. The coding region runs from base 67 to 2520 and encodes 817 amino acids. Lineage: Eukaryota; Metazoa; Mollusca; Bivalvia; Venerida; Veneridae. Gene Ontology annotation, molecular function: U3 snoRNA binding; GTP binding; nuclear import signal receptor activity. Gene Ontology annotation, cellular component: nucleus; preribosome, small subunit precursor.
ACGACAUAACUUUCUGAUGACACCGCUUGCAACAAAAACACGUGUUUUCUGUCAAAAAAAUAAACAAUGCAGAUUCACAGGUCAGGUCCUUUGAAACAACAAAAUAAAGCACACAAACAUGGGAAACACAGGAGUAAAGGUCAAAGAGAGGAAGGAGGUAGAGUGAAUGUUAAAGUUUUGUCAAAGAAAGCAGUAACUGUUCAGAGGAAAAAUGAUAGAAAACAUCAGGCUGUACAGUUAAGGAAGAAGAAGAGAGAUGAGGCUAUUUCUAGAAAACGUAAUGUUGGUGUGUCUGGUACUCCUCCACAUUGCUGUUUGGUUGUUCCCCUACAUGCUGAGGUGUCAACAUCAAACAUUGUAGAGAAGAUCUCAUCUUGUACAGAAUCAGUUGCAACAUCUAAAACAGAAUCAGGAAUAACACAUGUUAGUGUCCAGAGAUUUAAGCAGCGUGUAGAGUUUGUCACAGUUAAACAUGGAGACUUAUACAGUAUAUUAGACGUGGCCAAGAUGGCUGAUUCUAUCAUGUUUGUCAUGUCACCAGACUCGGGACUCGAUAGAUUUGGAGAGAGUUGUAUAUCCUGUUUGAUGGGUCAGGGUUUACCUAGUGUUACACUAGUUGUACAGGGUUUGAAAGAUUUACCCCCAAAGAAACAGAAAGAAGUAAAAAAGUUCCUGCAAAAAACUGUUGAAAAAUGGUUUCCAGAUGAUAAGUUACAUACACUAGACUCAGAACAAGAUUGUAUGCUAGUUUUACGUCAUGUGACCUCACAGAAAUUGAGAAAUAUUCACUACAGAGAAAAUAGACCACAUCUAUUAUCCGAACAUAUCCAGUUUGAAUUGAAUCAAGAUUCAGAAACAGAGGGCACUUUGAAGUUGACUGGUUAUGUUAGAGGUCAGUCAAUGUCUGUAAAUAGACUGGUACACAUAAGUGGACUGGGUGACUUCCAGUUGUCACAGAUAGAUGUGCUAGAUGAUCCCCACCCACUGACAAAAUCAGAUAAACACAAACACAAGGCUGGUGAUUCACAGGAUUAUGAGAUGAUGGAAGAACCAGAGAAAGUAACAGCCAUGUCAGUACUGAAGCCAGAUACCAGUAAACUAGAGAGCCUCGAAAGCGAGGUCGUUCCUGACCCGAUGGAGGGAGAACAAACCUGGCCAACUGAGGAAGAACUUGCUGAGGCUGAAGGGAAACAGGAAAAGGUGACAAGGCGGGUACCAAAAGGAACUUCUGAUUAUCAGGCCUUCUGGAUUGUAGACGAUGAAGAUGAGGAGGGUCCUGCAGAUGAUGAUGAUGAUGAUGAUAAUGAUGCAGAGAUGGCAGCCAUUGAUGAUGAUGAUGAUGAUGUUGAUGAUGAUGAUGAUGAGAGUGUAAUUUUAUCAGAAAGUGAGGAGGAAUAUGAAGAUGUUACUGUAGGAGAAGAUAAAGACCAGAAAUAUGAUGAGCAGAUGGACUUGGCAGAAGAACAGUCUGUAUUUGCCAAAUUAAAGCAGGAGAGACAACAUGUUAUGUUCCCAGAUGAAAUAGAUACACCACAAGAUCUUCCUGCACGUACACGAUUUCAGAAAUAUCGUGGAUUGAAAAGUUUUCGUUCAUCACCAUGGGAUGCAAAAGAGAACCUGCCGUUUGACUAUGCUAAAAUUUUCCAGUUUAAUAAUUUUAAAAGAAUGACAAGAAAGAUUUUGUACAAUGAUAUUGAAGAAGAGGAACUUGAUAAUAGUGUCUUGGCAUGGACAUAUGUGAGGUUACAUAUAGCAAAUGUUCCUAAAUCAUUCAUGGACAAACAUGAGACUGGUGCACCAGUUGUUGUAUUUGGUUUGUUACCACAUGAGCAGAAAAUGUCUGUCAUUAAUUUAGUUCUACGCAAGUCACAUGACCUGUGUCGACCAAUCAAAUCAAAGGAUAAACUUAUCUUCCACAUUGGUUGCAGACGAUUUACAGCCAAUCCAAUUUUCUCUCAACAUACAAAUGGCAACAAACACAAAUUUGAGAGGUUUAUGCCCCAGGACACAGCUGUUGUUGCUACAUUAUUUGCACCAAUCUCCUUCCCUCCAGCACCAGUACUUGUCUUCCAAGAUAGACCAUUUGGUGAGAUAGAAUUGGUUGCUAAGGGAUCUUUAUUAUCAGUAGACCCAGACAGAACUGUUGUUAAACGUGCUGUACUUAGUGGACAUCCUCUAAAGAUUCACAAGAAAUCUUGUGUAGUCAGAUAUAUGUUCUUUAAUAGAGAGGAUAUAAACUGGUUUAAACCAGUAGAAUUACACACAAAAUGGGGAAGAAGAGGUCAUAUUAAGGAACCAUUAGGAACACAUGGACAUAUGAAGUGUGUUUUUGACGGACAGCUAAAGUCACAAGACACUAUUUUAAUGAACCUGUACAAGAGAGUGUUUCCAAAAUGGACAUACAGUCCUGUAGUGAACAGACCUACAAGUAUAGCGAGGUCAUCUAACUAUGUUUCCAUGGAAACCAUAGACGAGGAAGAUGAAGAAAAAGAAGGAGCAGCAUUUGCCAUGUUUGAUUAGAUAUCUGAAUAUCUUAUUGAAGACAUUUUGUUGAAAUUCCUAAUUAAUGCAAGCCUUCUCUUUUGUUUACCGGAGAUUUGUUUAAUAGAUUUUUGUUAUUGAAAUAUCUGGAACUUUUAUUUCACAAGAAGAAAACAAAUAUGAGAAAAAUUAAAUCUAUAAUGAG